AGACGGAAAGGGGACCGCUGGAAGUGAGAAACUCCGUGUUCACCCCCCGUCCAUGCAAGCAAAUGGUGGAUUCCGGCAUCCCAGGUAAUGGCAGCUGAGUGAGCGGUGUCGGUGACAGCUGAUGAUCUCCCGCAGAGGCUCCCCAGUGACGCGUGUGACAGGUUUUAACAUUGAAACCCCACCAUGUCAUUGAAGCCACGAGUCGUGGAUUUUGAUGAAACAUGGAACAAACUUUUAUUGACAAUCAACGCUGUUGUCAAGCUGGAUUACGUUGAAAGAGCAACUUGGAAUGACAGAUUCUCAGAUAUUUAUGCACUGUGCGUUGCCUAUCCAGAACCACUUGGGGAAAAACUAUACUUAGAAACCAAAACCUUCCUGGAAAAUCAUGUUCUACAGUUGCACGUGAAAGUGUUGGAUUCAGCUGAACAAGUUCUGGUAGUAUAUCACAAGUUCUGGGAGGAAUACAGUCGAGGAGCGGACUACAUGGACUGUUUAUAUAGGUACCUCAACACACAGUUUAUUAAAAAGAACAAGCUAACAGAAGCUGACCUUCAGUAUGGCUACGGAGGUGUGGAUAUGAAUGAGCCGCUGAUGGAGAUAGGAGAAUUAGCACUUGAUCUAUGGAGGAAAUUAAUGAUUGAACCACUGCAGGGCACUGUCCUCCGAAUGCUUCUUAAAGAGAUUAAAAGUGACCGAUGUGGGGAAAACCCAAAUCAAAAAGUAAUCCACGGGGUUAUCAACUCCUUUGUUCAUGUUGAACAGUAUAAGAAAAAAUUUCCCUUAAAGUUUUAUCAAGAAAUUUUUGAGUGGCCUUUUCUGGCUGAAACGGGGGAGUAUUACAAACAAGAGGCUUCAAAUUUAUUACAAGAAUCAAACUGCUCACAAUAUAUGGAAAAGAUUUUAGGUAGAUUAAAAGAUGAAGAAAUUCGAUGUAGGAAGUAUUUAAAUCCCAGUUCAUAUAGUAAAGUGAUUCAUGAAUGCCAACAGAGAAUGGUCGCCGACCACUUGCAGUUUCUACAUGCAGAAUGUCACAAUAUCAUUAGACAAGAAAGGAGAAACGAUAUGGCCAAUAUGUAUACCCUUCUACGUGCAGUAUCCAGUGGUUUACCUCAUAUGAUUCAGGAAUUACAGAACCAUAUCCAUGACGAGGGCCUUAGAGCUGUUAGUAAUCUUUCUCAGGAAAAUAUGCCAACCCAGUUUGUGGAAUCCGUCUUAGAAGUCCACAGUAAAUUUGUUCAGCUUGUCAACACUGUUUUAAAUGGAGAUCAACAUUUUAUGAGUGCGCUAGACAAGGCUCUUACGUGUGUUGUCAACUACAGAGAACCGAAAUCCGUCUGCAAAGCACCUGAGCUGCUGGCCAAGUACUGUGACAACAUGCUGAAAAAAUCAGCCAAGGGAAUGACAGAGAACGAAGUGGAAGACAAGUUGACGAGUUUUAUUACUGUGUUCAAGUACAUCGAUGAUAAAGAUGUUUUCCAGAAGUUCUACGCUAGAAUGCUGGCAAAACGAUUAAUUCAUGGCUUAUCAAUGUCGAUGGACUCUGAAGAAACAAUGAUCAAUAAAUUAAAGCAAGCCUGCGGCUACGAGUUCACCAGCAAGCUGCAUCGAAUGUACACGGAUAUGAGCGUCAGCGCUGAUCUCAACAACAAGUUCAACAACUUUAUCAAGAAUCAAGACACCGUUAUUGACCUGGGUAUCAGCUUUCAAAUAUAUGUAUUACAGGCUGGUGCAUGGCCAUUAACUCAGGCCCAGUCCUCUACAUUUGCCAUCCCUCAGGAACUGGAAAAGAGUGUUCAAAUGUUUGAAUUAUUUUACAACCAACACUUCAGUGGCAGAAAGCUGACGUGGUUGCACUACUUGUGUACAGGUGAAGUGAAAAUGAACUACCUGUCUAAACCCUAUGUAGCGAUGGUCACUACCUACCAGAUGGCUGUCCUACUUGCCUUCAACAACAGUGAAACCGUCACUUAUAAGGAACUCCAGGACAGCACACAGAUGAAUGAGAAAGAGCUGACAAAAACGAUCAAGUCUCUACUUGAUGUCAAGAUGAUCAAUCAUGAUUCUGAAAAGGAAGAUGUGGAUAGUGAAUCAACGUUUUUAUUAAGUAUGAAUUUCAGCAGUAAAAGGACAAAAUUUAAAAUUACUACACCAAUGCAGAAGGACACACCACAAGAGGUGGAACAAACCCGAAGUGCUGUAGAUGAAGACCGAAAAAUGUAUCUUCAAGCUGCUAUAGUGCGUAUCAUGAAAGCACGGAAAAUCUUGCGACAUAAUGCUCUCAUACAAGAGGUGAUCAGCCAAUCCAGAGCUCGAUUCAACCCCAGCAUCAGUAUGAUUAAGAAGUGCAUUGAGGUCCUCAUAGACAAGCAGUACAUAGAGCGCAGCCAAGCCUCAGCAGAUGAAUACAGCUACGUGGCAUGAUGCCACCAUCAGACUGGCUUGUGUGAGAGGACGUCCUCGCCAUUGCAGUUUGCUGCUCUCCAGUUGGAAGAAGCAAGCCUUUGCCUCCAUAAUUGGUCACCUGGCAGUCUCCGUUUUUCUGCUGUUUACAACAUCACCAGUGCCACCAGUGUCAUGAGCGUCCGUGAAGAUGCCUAUAAAUAUUUCCAGCUCAUGCCAUUAUAACAUUUCUUACAGCUCUACUAAAAGGAAUGAGUGAAGUAUUUCUGGAAUGUGGAUUUUUUUUUUUAUUUUAAAGAUUUUUUUUUUUUGGUUGGGUCAAAAUAUUUUUUUCUCCCCUUCUUCACAUUUGCAUUUGAUGUGUUCAUUUUUUUAAUGUAUCUUAAAAGACUUAAAGUCAAAACUAAAUAUUGUAAUAUUACAAAAAAAUAACCUAAUAACUGUAUCUACUUUAAAAUGUACAAAAAUGGCAAACAUGAUAUUGCUG
This is a messenger RNA of Nanorana parkeri, 2887 nucleotides long. It is a transcript of the gene CUL2, whose product is annotated as cullin 2. The transcript is spliced from 21 exons. The coding region runs from base 184 to 2421 and encodes 745 amino acids. Gene Ontology annotation, cellular component: SCF ubiquitin ligase complex; Cul2-RING ubiquitin ligase complex. The record is from RefSeq and is a predicted model, not a curated record. Gene Ontology annotation, biological process: protein ubiquitination; SCF-dependent proteasomal ubiquitin-dependent protein catabolic process. Lineage: Eukaryota; Metazoa; Chordata; Amphibia; Anura; Dicroglossidae. Gene Ontology annotation, molecular function: ubiquitin protein ligase binding.